Molecule: messenger RNA, 3054 nt
Organism: Zea mays
Lineage: Eukaryota; Viridiplantae; Streptophyta; Magnoliopsida; Poales; Poaceae
Product: BTB/POZ domain-containing protein NPY1
Exons: 4
Coding region: 1285-2874 (529 amino acids)
Molecular function (GO): protein binding
Source: RefSeq, a predicted model, not a curated record
UCUGCUCAGGCUCAGCGCGGCGAUCUUUGCUGCCUCUUCCACUUCCAGUAUGUUCUAUGGCAUCUACCCAAUGCUGCUCCCUAUGUGCGCGCCGCGUCCUCUUGCCGAGUCCUGCUCAGUCUGCUCGGACUCCUCCCCUGCGCCCGAACGAUGCACCGGUACUGUUCGCUCGAUAUAGGCGGAGUGGGGUGGCGCCAAAAAAAAUCCUCCUUUUUUUUUUCUUCUCCACAUCUAGUUAGGAGCAUUCCUAGCUAGAAGAACACCUCUGUUUCGUGAGACUAUGGUCAAGGUGGCGGGUGCUAACAUAACACGUACGGGGGGUGGCAGGCUCCAAAGCUUCUUGCACCGCCUGCCCGCCCGCCCGCCAUGUUCUUUGUGUUCGACUGUCCUGCUCUGCUUCGGUUUCACUUUCAGUUUCGGAAAUAAGUAGCAGACUCCUUUGUCCUUCCGUGCCUCGCUCCUUGAUUCCGACGCGGCAUUGUGCUUGGAUCUUUUGAUGUUGUCGUCGUCGUUGUUGUUGCUGCAUACAGAAAAAUACAGAACAUAGGCAUGCUUCUCUGGUUUGCCAAUACCACACCGAAUUUGUUCGUACCUGCCGUCUCCUCCAAAACCCUUGACCGUUUUUUUUAUCCGAAUCGGAGGACUGCAGCAACGCUGUACUGCGAUAUAGGGCAUGUUUUUUUUCCUGCCUAACUUGCCACAUUUUGCCUAACUUUUCUGUCUAAGUUUAGUUCUUCAAUUUGAACGACUAACCUUAGACAAAGUGUGACGUAAUUAGCCACGAACUAACCUUAGACAAAGUGUAACGUAGUUAGCCACGAACCAAACAGGCCCAUAGUCUCCGCGUGUCCAGCGAUUUGUUUCGCCGUGAUGAUGAUGGGUUGGGCAGUCCUCUGAUUAAAAAAACACACACACACAACUCUCGUCAAGAUGCGGUUCGUCAUUGGGCCAUUGAGCUGAAACCUACUUUGUUUUCGUCACUGCUCUUGUUUAUGACAGGGCUCUUGCAUUGGCGUCCGUUAGUGCUGUGCUUGCGUUUGAACCGGACUACUUCUACUCUAUUUCCUGGCUAGAAAAUAUGUGGUCUCUGACCUUGCAACAGAUGUUGUGGUGCAUGUUGGUGAAGUAAAAUUUUACUUGCACAAGUUUCCCCUCCUUUCCAAGAGCGGCAAGCUUCAAAGAUUAGUUCUGAAGGCCGCUGAGGACGAGACUGAUGAGGUUCGCAUAGAUGACCUUCCUGGGGGAGCAAAAUCAUUCGAAAUAUGUGCCAAGUUCUGCUAUGGAAUGGUGGUCACCCUCAGUCCACACAACGUUGUAGCUGCAAGAUGUGCGUCACAGUAUCUUGAAAUGACCGAAGAUAUGGAAAAGGGGAACUUGAUAUUUAAAAUCGAGGUCUUCAUAAAUUCUAGCAUACUUCGUAGCUGGAAGGACUCUAUCAUUGUUCUCCAGAGCACAAAGGCUCUAUCACCAUGGUCUGAAGAGCUGAAGGUUGUGGGUAGAUGUAUCGAUGCCAUCGCUUCGAAGACGUCUGCGGAUCCUGCCAAUGUAACCUGGUCAUACAGUCAUAGUAGCAAGAAAGGAGGAGCUUGUGCUGAAAUAGUCGAGCCAGCAGGAAAGCCAUCAAUAGCUCCAAAAGAUUGGUGGGUUGAGGACUUGUGUGAACUGGAUGUUGACCUGUACAAGAGAGUCAUGGUUGCUAUCAAAUCCAAGGGGAGAAUGUCACCUGAACUGAUAGGAGAGGCACUUAAAGCCUAUGCAGUUAGAUGGCUGCCAGACUCCUACGAUGCAUUAGUUGCCGAGGAUUACAUGAGGAGGAAUCAAUGUCUGGUUGAGACAAUAAUAUGGUUGCUGCCUUCUGACAAGAGCUCGGGAUGUUCUUGCAGAUUUCUCCUGAAACUGUUGAAAGUGGCCAUACUAGUCGGAGGCGGGGAGCACGUGAAGGAAGAGCUUAUCAGGAGGAUCAGCUUCCAGUUGCACAAAGCUACUGUUAAGGAUCUCUUAUUACCUGCCACUUCGCCUAAUGAUGGUACCUAUGAUGUUCGGCUGGUGCAUAAUCUUGUCCAGAGAUUUGUUGCAAGAACAGCGCUGUCUCAUAAUGGCGGUUUCAUUGAGAAGUCCGACGAAAAGAUGAUUGAGCUCAACUUCGAGCAAGAAUCCAUUUUGUCGGUAGGAGAGCUUGUUGAUGGCUACCUGUCUGAAGUAGCUUCGGAUCAAGACCUUUCGUUGUCUAUGUUUGUUGAACUGGCGACUGCCGUGCCAGAGGUGGCUAGGCCUGUUCAUGACAACCUGUACUAUGCAGUCGAUGCAUAUCUCAAGGAACACCCAGACAUAAACAAGUCCGAGAAGAAGAAGAUUUGCAGUCUGGUGGAUGUCAAGAAGCUCAGCGCAGAUGCAUCCGUGCACGCCACACAAAACGACCGCCUGCCUCUCCGGUUGGUGGUUCAGGUCCUCUUCUUCCAGCAGCUGAGGGCCGGCCCAAGCAAAGAACUCGCCCUGAUUGACAAUGGAGAACACGCUUGCACACGGCCUACGCAGGAUCAAUGUGACCGUGGUGAAAGGCGGAUACCGAAGCAUCCAAACUCACUGAAUAAGCAGGUGACAAGCCUGAGCGCGAGAGAGAGCCAGCAGCACCGGAUCAGCGAGCACAGGGGCGGCAGGAACAGCUUUAAAGACCAGCUUGGGGGCCUCCUGCUGCAGUCGCGAUCCAGGAGGAUCUUUGACAAGCUGUGGAGCAGCAAAGGGCAGGGCGAGCAUGGCGGGAAAGGCUCGGAGACGUCUGGUAGCUCGCAGAGCCCACCGUUGUCAGCAAAGCCUGCAGAAGUGAAGCCCUCCCCUCUUCCCCCUCUUAGGGGCAGGAGGUACUCUGUUUCUUAGUUUUUUUUGGGGGUGGGGGCUCUCCUAGUUUAGGGCUCUGGGAUAGGUUGUUGUACAGAAGGUAUCAUCUGCUGCCAAUCCCUUUUUGUUUUGUACGCAGAUCAAUCUGCUGUUCUAUGUGAUGAUCCAUGCCGUAGCUUUUACUGUAGCGUAAUUUCAACUGGGAGCAAAUAUUUACCA